Molecule: messenger RNA, 441 nt
Organism: Strongylus vulgaris
Lineage: Eukaryota; Metazoa; Nematoda; Chromadorea; Rhabditida; Strongylidae
Source: the annotation of a GenBank genome assembly
AUGUCCAUCGGAGUCUUGAGCAGUGUUUUACCCCGAUAUGGGAACAGAAUAUUUUCACGUGCCUUCCGAACUACAACUCAGGUAUGGACCCAAGAACUAGGAGAUGAUGGAUUACCAAAAGAUUACAAAUUGAAAACAAUCAAGGCGGGUAGCCGACGACUAGAUACAUUUGUAAACCGAGCCAGCGGGAAAAGCAGCUCGCAGGUUGAAAAGCUUAUUCUUGGCGGCCGAGUGCGAGUUAACGAAGAACCACUAACGAAAAAAGCUUACAAUAUUCAAAAGGACGAUUGCAUAGAUGUUUGGAUUGGUCCGUGUGCGGAUAAUAAAAGUUUAGCAGAUGUAGAACGAUACGAGAUUGUGGACUACGAAGUGACGGACAAGGGUUAUGAAAUUGAAAUCAAAUCAUGGAAGAAAUUUCUUGUAGAUAAUUGGAGAGGAUAA